GUUGAGGAAUGGGCAGGCGCAUCGGCCUCUGCUCCACUACCAAGUGAGACGUCUAUAACACCAACGAAUACUAUUGUUGCUCCCGUUCAAACUGAGAUGGCCCAGUUGUCAUUGGGAAAGACGUUAGCUGUCAACGACGAUAUGAAAUCCCAGACUGAAGGAACACUGAAGUGGUGUCAGCAACUGAAGGAACAGGUAACCGUUAUGGAAAAUCGAAUCCGUUCAAAUAAUGCAAGAGGGCGAUCUGUUCUGAAUGAUACAGCUAUACAAGGGUUGUUCUCAACGUUGACUGAGUUCCAUUCACAAGUUUUGGGUGCCUUAACCAAGCUGGAUGAGGAAAGAACUUACUACGAAUCCCUGCAAGACCAUCUGGGUCACAUAAGUGAAGCUCGUUUGGCGAUAGAUGAGUUACGCGCGGAACAUGGUCGUAGACAACAGGAAAGGCUGGCGGAAGAGCAGAGACAGCGGCAAGCGCAGAUGAAGCAAACGCUAGAAAUGAUGCGUAUGAAGAAGCACGUAAUGCUAAUGGAGCAGCGCAAUGUUGCUUUGCAACGAUUCCAGCAUCAAGAAAUGCAAGCAAGGACGGGGGCAGGAGCGUAUUACCCUAACUACGGACCACAACAACCUGCACCACCUCAGAGUGGAUAUCCAGCUUCCUAUGGAAUGCCCGCGUACCAGGGUUAUGCUCAACAGCAGUUCCCUCAGUCUCACGCUGGGUAUCAGCAGUACCCUAACGCUGCGAUCCCGACUGCAAACCAAUGGCCCGAUCCGACGAUGCAAGCUCAACAAACAUCUUACUCACCUACUGUUGCUCAUGCACAGCAACAACCAUCCCUCACGAAUGGCUCCGUGCAAGUACCUCAACAGGCACAAACUCACCCUCAACAAGCCUACUACGCACCCGUUCCAGCAGCUGCUCCGCCAUCAUAUCAGCAGCAACCGCUAGAUGCAGCACAACAGCAACAACCACCUCCUCAAAAUACUGCUCCUGUGCCAUAUGUGAAUUCCGCACCCCAGCAACAACAACAACAACUACAUAUGCAACAGUAUCCAAUGACUCAUCAAGGCGGAUACCAACUGCAACAUCCUGUGAACGGUACUGAAACAACAGCUCCUGCUCAACAGGAGAUUGCAGAGCAGCCUCUCAUCUCCUUUGAUUGA
This is a messenger RNA of Ostertagia ostertagi, 1161 nucleotides long. Lineage: Eukaryota; Metazoa; Nematoda; Chromadorea; Rhabditida; Trichostrongylidae. The record is from the annotation of a GenBank genome assembly.